CCCGAAUCCAUCCUUAACAAAAAUCUUUCUUGUUCUUCUGUUACAACUAAGAUUACAUAUUUAUCAUAUGUGAUAAUAUGUGAACAGUUUUUUCAAAUUUUAUUGUGCCAAUUUUCUUCGCAUCCCUAAUAUUAUUAUAAUUCUUUUAAUUUCAACUGAUUUCACCAAUAUUUUAAUUAUUUCACAGAUUAGGUAAUUUUCUGUGUUAUACCAUGGAUAACGAUCCCAUCGUAUCAGAAGUUAAUAAGAGGGACACUGUUCUGGUCCUUCUGUUUGGAGUAAUUUCAGGAGUUCUGAACGAAGUAAUCUCAUGGAUUUUCAUAUAUCGCAAAGAUAGCUUUAAGAAGUCAUUCAACGAAUUAUGUGACGCUUUUGAACUAUAUACGGCCGCCAAAGUUCUACCAAGGUCUAAAACAAUGUCACAUAGUGGAGAAACGCCAUCGAAGGUUUUAAUGGAAAAAUCAAAAAAUAUUAAGGGUAACCUGACAUUUUCAACCUUCAUAACGGGACUGUUACUUAUGGGACUAAUGCCCGCUGUCAUGAGCGUGUUUGAGUAUUCAGUGGUUGCAAAACUCCCCUUCACGCCCCUUCCACUCUUAUCAAUGUUCACACAUAGUAAACUACUAGGGAACGACACUACUGACUGUACAGCAACUGCAGUAUACACAGUGGUUUCAAUGCUAGCAAGACAGUACACUAAAGCUCUCCUAGGCUUCGAGUCGCCCUUAACUCCAUUCAGAGAAAGUAUUCUCCAAGACCAAGUUAAGAAGGAAAGAUGAUCAAAUAUAACACAGAUUCAAAUUCUUUAAUUUAUUUAACCGCUUCGAAUUAGAAUUUUUACUUUUUUUAAAAUAUUGUUUAAUAUUGUUUUUAUUGUGUU
This is a messenger RNA of Theileria parva strain Muguga, 880 nucleotides long. RefSeq names its product Integral membrane protein DUF106 family protein (gene Tmco1). Gene Ontology annotation, cellular component: cytoplasm; endoplasmic reticulum membrane. Lineage: Eukaryota; Apicomplexa; Aconoidasida; Piroplasmida; Theileriidae. Gene Ontology annotation, biological process: endoplasmic reticulum calcium ion homeostasis. Bases 213 to 779 code for a protein of 188 amino acids. The record is from RefSeq and is a predicted model, not a curated record. Gene Ontology annotation, molecular function: calcium channel activity. The transcript is spliced from 4 exons.